GGCAUUUCAAUAAGCGUUAAUCGAAAAAUGAAGUAGAAAAAUAAAUAUAAGUGCGGCUUUCACUCAGGCUUUGAGCGCGAUGGAUGAGGCUCAGUGAAGCGUACCGGUAGUCAAACUACGAAUGCCUAAGCCAGUAGGCCUACUAAUCACGAAACUUAACGGCAGAACUCUGUAUAAACUAUGCUAUAGCAGCUGAGGCUAUUUCUAGCAUUUGCACAAGUAUUAGGCCUACAUACGGAGGAAAGGAAUAUUUAGUCGCUAGGAAAUUAAUAUAUUUUCCUGGAAUCAGUUUUGAAAUCUUCAUAGUCUUUUCCUGUGCACACAUCACGAUAUCUGUAAAUAUACUUGACAAAUAUUGUACAUGGUAAUGGCGUCCAUUUCCCAACAUCUACUUUUGGUCUGCGUGUAUGCAUCACUUUAUUCUUUUUUGAGCAGCAGCAUCAGUGGAAGCAGUAGCAGUAGCAGUAGCAGUAGCAGUAGCAGUAGCGAUUCUGGGUAUCUAUCAUCUGAUUCAAACUCUAGUAGCAACAAUGAUGAUGGUCCUCUGUGUGGCAAUACUGAAUUUACGUGUGGCACAGAACGUUGCAUUCCUGAUUCGUGGGUAUGUGAUGAUGACAACGAUUGCGGAGAUUAUUCUGAUGAGGCAAAGAUCUUAUGUUCUUCAUUAAUACUGGUCGGUGGUCCAGUAAACAGGAAAGGACGAAUCGAACUACAAGGGCCUGUAUUUGGGACCAUCUGUUCUAAUGGAUGGACUGAAAAUGACGCAGAUCUAGUUUGUAAAAGUUUGGGUUAUGAAGGCGUCGAGGAAUAUUUAGUAUACAGCUUUGGUGCGGGAACAGGAGACAUUUGGUCAAAUGUUAGUGGGUGCAUCGAAGAUGCUUCUAGCCCCAGUUGUAAUCCAGUCAACUCAAACGCAGACCCAUUGUGUACUCACUCUAAAGAUGUUGGCAUCAUAUGUUUACCAGUGCAAACUCGAUUAGUGGGCAAACAGUCACACGAAGGUCUGGUAGAGAUUUUCUAUUUUGGUCAGUGGUCAACAGUAAACGGCUUGCGUCUCAAUGAAGCUCACCUAAUCUGCCGUCAGCUAGGCUAUCCAGCGGCCGAGUUCUCUGACUGUUGCGGAAUUUUAGGAACCACAUAUGAAAUGCCUUCGUACGGGGUAAAUUGUAUAGGUGAUGAACAAGAAUUCUCUGAUUGCAGCAUGUAUACGACGUACAACCUCGACAGUCAAUCGGGAGUCACGUGUGCAAGAGACGGAGUAAGGCUAAGUGAAGGGGAAUCCCAAUCAGACGGACUUCUUGAAAUAUAUACCGACUCAAGAUGGCACAAAGUGUGCACAUCAGAUAUUGACAUGGAGGCCGCCAGGGUUAUUUGCAAGCAACUCAAUUUUGAUGACGUUUUCAAUAUUAGUGACGUCUCUAGCAGCAACAGCACAUCGUCAACUAUCAACAAUAUUGUUUGCUCUGGGUUGGAGAGCAGAUUUGAAGAGUGCAUGUUUAAAAUCAUACCAAAUAAUAUGUGCGAAAGGGAUGUUUAUCUAUUAUGUGAAACAAGUGGAUCGAGAUUUAUUGAUGGAAAUUCCAAAAAUUCAGGUUUUGCCCAAACAUAUUUUAACAACAAAUGGACGUACAUGUGCGACACUACAGAAGAUGUACUUCAAUUUGUCUGCUUGCAACAGCAAUCAUCUGGAAUACAUUUAAUUCGACAAGACAGUCGAAAUGAUAUUUAUCCAUGCAUUGAUUGUAGUAUACAACACGGCUCACUUCAAUGUAAUUUCAGUGAACGAGGAUUUUAUUCGAUAGGCCUAUAUUACUUUAUUGAAUGUUCAACAGAUACUAUAAGAAUUCAAGAAGGAGGUCACCAGGGAUUGGUUGAAAUCUUCAAAAACAAUAGCUGGAUUUCUGUUUGUCAGGAUCAUUGGAAUUUGCAAGCCGCUGAGAUUGCUUGCAGAGAACUACAUUUUCUUGGCGUCAGUGAAAGUCUGACACAGCCUGAUCCUAAUGAUAUCAGGACUCCUGGUUCCGCCGUGGUUCGAUGUGAUGGAAGUGAAUCCAGUCUGCUACACUGCAAAUUUGAGCACAAUGUGCAGUGUAGCACCCGUGCUGUUCAACUUACAUGUUUAGAUGUUGGAAUACGUUUUGAGGGAUCAAUAGUGGACUACGCCGGCCGUGUAGAAAUUUACAAAAGAAAUGAAUGGGGGACAGUUUGCGAUGACGCUUGGGACACUGCUGAUGCCAAUGUUGCUUGUCAUAUGGCAGGCUACACUGGGGCUGUCGCAUCCUAUCGAGAAGCUGCUUUUGGUGAAGGUGUUGGUUCAAUUAUAGCCAAUGAAUUUUAUUGCAAGGGAGAAGAAAAUAGUUUAUUUGACUGUCCCUAUAAUGUGCCCAAUAACGGCUUCUGUUCCCAUCAGGAGGAUGCCGGCGUUGUUUGCUCUUCAGAUAUCAUUCGACUUUCCGAUGGUAGUGAAUCGGCAGGUCGUGUGGAAGUGUUCAUAAACGGACAAUGGGGAACAGUUUGUGAUGACAACUGGGACUUAGAAGAUGCCUCAGUUGCCUGUCGUCAACUUGGCUUUGAUGGUGCGAGUGCUGUCUACGACAAUGGCAGAUUCGGUGCUGGUGAGGGACUACCGAUACAUCUGGAUGAGGUUCAGUGUACUGGUGAAGAAACUGAACUUUUACAAUGUCCUAGUAUACGGACUCACGACUGCCAACAUUCUGAAGAUGCAGGAGUAUCUUGCUUUUCUGAUUUACUUGUUACACCCGGAUGGCUUGAAUCAUUUAACACUGUCCAAACGGAAGGUUGCUAUGACAACUGGUACCGAGACAGUCAAUUCUGUCUAGCUGUCAUACGGUUACCUGAAAGCAAUAAUAACUUGACUGAUAUCAGCCCAUGUCCUCAUAAAUCAACAUUUCUCAGAAUGGAAACUUCCUUGGAAAUGAUUUUGGAAUAUUUAAGGAUACUUUAUUAUUAUGAAAUAAACGCCCCCAAUGUUUUUCUGUGGGAAAGCGAAUCUGAGUGUACGUUCUUAAGUCGCAAUAAUGACACAUUUAUUUGGAGAUUAACGAAGGCAUCAUGUAUUAAUUUAAAUGUCAGUGCAUAUGUUUGCAGAAUGGAUAUUCAAGAGCAAUCUCAUUCUUGCUCAAUUAACCAGUUUAAAUGUUUAUCUGGAACUUGUAUACUGAAAUCCUUACUCUGCGAUGGUAACUAUGAUUGCCCCGACAAAAGCGAUGAAGAAGAACAGUGUAUCCAAGAGUGUUUCAAAAUGAAAGAUGGUUCAGAUUAUCGAGGAACACAAGAUACUGCUGAAGAUGGAACACAUUGUCUGCCAUGGACAAGCCCAUAUAAAGGCAUCGAUAGUAUAUAUCCAGCAAAUUUUAUAGCGAAAGGCAUCGGAGACCAUAAUUAUUGUCGAAAUCCAGAUGGGGAGUCCCGGCCAUGGUGUUAUUCAAGUGACUUUUACGAUGUUAUAGACUGUGCAAUUCAACAAUGCU
Messenger RNA from Anneissia japonica, 3491 nucleotides. Its product is annotated as deleted in malignant brain tumors 1 protein-like. The annotation marks the transcript as partial. Gene Ontology annotation, cellular component: membrane. NCBI's taxonomy places the organism in Eukaryota, Metazoa, Echinodermata, Crinoidea, Comatulida, Comatulidae. The record is from RefSeq and is a predicted model, not a curated record. The transcript has 14 exons. Gene Ontology annotation, molecular function: protein binding.